UUUUCCCGGGACCACGUGACUGGAAAGAAAAGUCAGGGGGGGGGGGAUUAGAGAUGGGGAUAUAAAGGCUGAAGACACAAACCAAACACCACAGUGGGAAGAAGAAGACGUAGGAGGAGAUCAGUGGUGGGCUCUUGGGAUACCUCUGACAGAGAAAAAUGAACGCCGGCCCCCCUGCAGCAAGCGCCCUGACCCCUGGUGGAGUCACCGGCCCCACCACACCCAAGAAAGGCCCACCUAAAUUCAAGCAGAGGCAGACCCGCACAUUCAAGAGCAAGGCUCCUAAACCAGGCCAGAAGGGCUUUGGUGACGACAUUCCCGGCAUGGAGGGUCUCGGCACAGACAUCACGGUGGUGUGCCCAUGGGAAGCCUUCGGCGACAUGGAGCUCAGCGACUUGGCCAAAUACGGCAUCAUUUAAAGCCGCUGCCGCCGCCGACCUGCGCCUCGUCUCCUCGCUCCUUCCCCCGGUCCGGCUGGUCAGGAUAAGGCCGCCGACACCCCCACUAAUGCCCCUCUCGUCAUCUACCUCCCGCCUCGCUCCACUAAGUGGAUGCACGGCAUAACCAUUCUUAUGUUUUCAUAUUAUUAUUCAUAUCAUACUGUUUACAGUAUAUAUUAUACUUGAAAUAAUGACGAGAAACCAUCACCCCGCACUUCCUUUCCCCGGAAUCAUCCAUCUAUUAUAGACGCUCUCCAUCCCCAACCCCACCCAAAGGCAACGGAUGCGAGCAGAACUGGUCAAAACUAGUUUGAUUUGCUUCUAGCUGUCUAUUUAAAUGUAAAUACUUUGUACCUCGUAUCCUCUUUUAUCCUUUUUUACUUCCCUUCUUUUUAUUCUGCGUUGUACAAGGUUGCUGUAAACAUCACGGAGAGUACGCGGGAAGUUGUACACGACAAUGCACUUUGACUCCACGAUACGGUGGAGGAACCACGCCACCCUUAUAUAUAUAAAGCUCUCCACCCGCCCUGCACCCCUCCUCCCUCGUUUAGAGACGAGCGAUACUGCACGUGUGCGAGCUGCAAGCACAAACCAAAGACAAUGUUACUGUGAUCUGUCUGCGAUAGCUGCAAUAAAAGGGUUUAUUUUUAGAAUUUAA
This is a messenger RNA of Doryrhamphus excisus (bluestripe pipefish), 1098 nucleotides long. It is a transcript of the gene pde6hb, whose product is annotated as phosphodiesterase 6H, cGMP-specific, cone, gamma, paralog b. Gene Ontology annotation, cellular component: photoreceptor outer segment membrane. Gene Ontology annotation, molecular function: cGMP binding; 3',5'-cyclic-nucleotide phosphodiesterase activity. The record is from RefSeq and is a predicted model, not a curated record. NCBI's taxonomy places the organism in Eukaryota, Metazoa, Chordata, Actinopteri, Syngnathiformes, Syngnathidae. Gene Ontology annotation, biological process: positive regulation of G protein-coupled receptor signaling pathway; visual perception; positive regulation of epidermal growth factor receptor signaling pathway.